AUGAACCAGCUCCCCCUGCUGGAUUCAAUCCAGUUUCAGCAGGCAUUCAGUCUGGCUGCCAACGUCACCCUACUAGCUGUCAACAUUCGUAAUGACAGGCUCAUCAUGACAGGAAGUGGCAUCUACACCCCUUUUUCUGCCACCUACCACCACGCCAGGAAAGGGGACCCAGAGGAGGGCAGGCUGCUGGUGGCCAGAGUGCCAGUUUUGGAGCCACUUGAGGUAAAACAAAGUGCAGCCAAAGAGGUGGAGGCUGGUGGUGGGGAGUCAACAAUAUCAGCGGCUACAGACUCUGGAUACUGCUACCAAGAUAGCUGUGAUGACCCUCCUCCUCCCUCCUACCCCACCUUCAUCUCCUCUAUGAUGUAUGACACAUUUACAUUUGUCCUCUUAAAUGAGACACAAGGCGACAUUAAAGUGUGCAACGGCACUUUCUGCUGCCGCCUGCAGUACAGGUGGUUACUGCAAGACCAUAAAGAGCUCUAUGCUUUCGGCGCACUUGCAGGAACACACACCGUCAACGGACGUUACGCACUGCAGGUUUGUGCAGUAGUCUGUUGUGCAGGGUUGGAUCAGAGCUCUUGUGGACAGGAGCGGAAGAGCAGAGUCUAA
This is a messenger RNA of Oreochromis niloticus (Nile tilapia), 612 nucleotides long. Its product is annotated as biotinidase-like. The coding region runs from base 1 to 612 and encodes 203 amino acids. NCBI's taxonomy places the organism in Eukaryota, Metazoa, Chordata, Actinopteri, Cichliformes, Cichlidae. The transcript is spliced from 2 exons. The record is from RefSeq and is a predicted model, not a curated record.